AUGAACGGAACUCUGUAUAUAUUUGUGAUCUACUACAUUUGUUUAGUAUGUUGUACGCCAGCUAAUAUCACGGACCGUAAUUUAACAAUAAAGCACUUAGAAAACAAAGAAAGACAUGUUUUAAGGAAAAUCAAUGUAGCCAUAGAUGAUGCAAUCAACUACUUGAAACAAAGCAACGACAGCGAUGCUGUUGAAGGUUCCCUGUACAUGGGUUACUUAAAGGAACAGCUCAAAGACUUACAAGGAGGCGACAAUGAGGCGGGAGUCACUGCUGCUAUGUCUGCUGCUGAUAAUAUGACUAUGAACGAUAUUAUUCAGCAAGGUACUGAUGACACUACUCAAGCCUUUAAUUCAAGUGGAAGGAGAAAAUUAAGUAUUUUAUUUAAUCGCAAAGAUGAAGUUUUAAAACAAUCCAUCCUAAAUUUAGCGAAAAGUAAAGUUAAAGCCCAAGGUAAAAUAAGUAAAUUUGGCGACAUAGAGGUGCCUAAGAAGGUACUAGAUAAAUUAAAAAAUAAGCAAGAAAUAGAAAAGAAGUUAGCCAUAUGGUUGGCUCAGAAGGAAAAGGAACGAGAAUUAAUAAGACAAUAUAAAUCGAAAAGCAAAGUGAGAGAGCUAACGAAAGAAAAGUGUCCAGAUUAUGGUGCCAAACACAAGUACACAAAAUAUCCAUGUUGCAGGAAAUGUUGUAAAAGUUCAUACCUAGGUUGUUUCAAAUAA
Molecule: messenger RNA, 717 nt
Organism: Arctia plantaginis
Lineage: Eukaryota; Metazoa; Arthropoda; Insecta; Lepidoptera; Erebidae
Source: the annotation of a GenBank genome assembly